Gilbertella persicaria is the source of this 2061-nucleotide messenger RNA. RefSeq names its product catalase-like domain-containing protein. Bases 1 to 2061 code for a protein of 686 amino acids. Gene Ontology annotation, cellular component: cytosol. Gene Ontology annotation, molecular function: catalase activity; heme binding. The transcript has 6 exons. The record is from RefSeq and is a predicted model, not a curated record. Lineage: Eukaryota; Fungi; Mucoromycota; Mucoromycetes; Mucorales; Choanephoraceae. Gene Ontology annotation, biological process: response to oxidative stress; hydrogen peroxide catabolic process.
AUGAAGUUUUUUUUAUUUCUCUAUUUUGGUAUGCUUGCUUAUUUAAGCAGUGCACAGACAUCUCAUGAUCCUGUUCAAGAAGCGAUUCGAGUAGAUGCAGGAACAAAAGAAACCACUAUGUUUGGUCAAAAAGUGAAUAAUACAGAUAGUCUGAUUAUUGGUGAAAGAGGCCCUACUCUUUUAGAAGAUUUCAUGCUUCGAGAAAAGAUCAUGCAUUUUGGUUUCAUACCUGAACGUGUUGUUCAUGCUCGAGGUGUAGGCUUCCAUGGCUAUUUUGAAUCGUAUGCUGACUGGUCUAACUUGACUGCUGCCAAGUUCCUUUCUUCCCGUACUCAAACACCUGUCUUUGUUCGUUUCUCUACUGUGCUUGGUUCCCGUGGUUCUCCAGAUACUGUACGUGAUGUGCGUGGGUUUGCUACUCGAUUCUAUACAGAAGAAGGCAAUUUUGAUUUGGAUGGUAUCAAGUUUCCAGACGUGAUUCAUGCUACUAAGCCUGAACCUGACCGAGAAGUUCCUCAAGCAUCCACGGCUCAUUGUACAUCCUACGACUUCUUCUCACAACAUACAGAGAGUAUUCAUACAGUUAUGUGGGUACUUUCAGGCCGUGGCAUUGCAAGAAGUUUUCGUCAAGUGGAAGGAUUUGGUACUCACACGUUUCGUUUUAUCCGAGAAGACAAAAAAGCCGUGUUUGUCAAGUUUAUUUGGAAGCCAUUACAAGGACUUUCCAACCUUGUUUGGGAUGAAGCACAAAAGAUUGCUGGUAAAGAUAUUGAUUUCCAUCGUCAUGAUAUGUAUUCUGCCAUUGACCGAGGUGACUUCCCUCAAUACGAGCUCUGUGUUCAAAUUGUACCUGAAGAAGAUCAAUUCAAGUUUCCUUUUGACUUGUUGGAUGCUACCAAGAUUAUUCCUGAAUCGAUUGUGCCUGUCACCAGACUGGGUAGAAUGACCUUGAGCCGUAAUGUCGACAACUUUUUCUCAGAAACAGAACAAGUGACUUUUCAUGUAGGCCAUGUUGUCAGAGGCAUCACUUUGACGGACGAUCCUUUACUUUCAGGUCGCUUGUUUAGUUAUUUGGAUACACAACUGAACCGUAUGAACUCAAAGAACUUUAUGCAACUGCCUAUCAAUCAACCUCAUGUACCUGUUCAUAACAAUUUCCGAGACGGAUUUAUGCAGCAAAGAGUAUUUAAGGGCAAAGUUGCUUAUUUCCCAAACACACUUCAAGGCAAUACACCCCGUGUUGUGUCUGAAGAGGAAGGCGGGUAUUUGGAAUACCCUGAGCAAGUCAAUGGUACCAAACGUCGAGGCAAAUUUGGCAAAUUCGCAGACCAUUUCUCUCAAGCUCAGUUGUUCUAUAAUAGUCUGACAGUCCAUGAACAACAACAGAUUGUGCAUGCUGCUCGUUUUGAACUUGGCAAAUGCGACAAUGCGACCAUCCGUCAUAACAUGGUACAGGUCUUUAACAGGGUCGAUCAUAACUUGGCUGUUCGGAUUGCUUCUAAAAUAGGCGUGGCUAUACCUGAUCAAGUGGUUGAGAACCAGAACCAGACCACAGUAGGCUUGUCGAUCGAGAACUAUCCUUGUCCAAACCAUAUUCAUGCUAAACGCGUGGCUAUCCUAACUGCACCUGGUAUUUAUACAGCGCAGGCUCAAUCCAUGUAUGAUUUCUUGACUCGCCAAGGUGCUUAUGUGGAUAUGAUUGGGAUGGACGGCAUGAGCCAGACUUACUGGACCACGUCUGCUGUCUUGUACGACGGUGUGUAUGUACCUUCUGGAACUAAAAAAGCAUUUGAAGUCUUGAUCGAGAGUGAAGAGCCCCUUAUGUUUGUACGGGACACUUUCUACCAUGGAAAACCCUUGGCUAUCACUGGUCGUGGUCGUUCUUUACUUCAGGCUGCUGUACCCAACAUAAUGGAACAUGGCACAGCCUAUGGUGUCUUUCUGGACAUGACUCAAGACCAGUUCAAGAAAGGAUUGAUAAGACAAAGAUACUGGAAUCGUUUACCACUUGAUCCAAAUGCUAAACCAUCACCUACACUCAGUAAACCAUGCAAUGAAUAA